Messenger RNA from Leucoraja erinaceus (little skate), 3342 nucleotides. RefSeq names its product DNA-damage regulated autophagy modulator 1 (gene dram1). Gene Ontology annotation, cellular component: lysosome. The transcript has 7 exons. The record is from RefSeq and is a predicted model, not a curated record. Bases 1028 to 1774 code for a protein of 248 amino acids. Gene Ontology annotation, biological process: regulation of autophagy. Lineage: Eukaryota; Metazoa; Chordata; Chondrichthyes; Rajiformes; Rajidae.
UGGAGCAGGAAAGAACUGCAGAUGCUGGUGUACACCAAAGAUAGACACAACUUGCUGGAAUAACUCUGCAGGUCAGGCAGCAUCUCUGGAGAAAAGGAAUAGGUGACAUUUUGUGUGGAGACCCUUCUUCAGACCGGUGAAACAUCCUAGUGAAUAUUUUCUGCACUCUUUCAGCUCAAUGAGGAGUAUGUUGUAACAUCUGAACUUGUGUAAACUCUCCAGUCACUCCCAUCUCCUGCCAGAUUGCGACUGUAUGUUUAUCCCUUUCGAUUUCCCGUUCCAAGUUUCCAUUUAGUCUACUUCCACCAUGUGACUCAGACUGUGACUCAUCUAGAAACAAGAUAAGGGACGGUGGAUGCUUGAAUCUGGAGCUAUGUUAUAGGUGCUGGAGGAACUCAGUGUGCCAGGCAGCAUCUAUGGAGCAAAGUGAAGAAGGUACAGAGUAGGGGGUUGAUCCUGUUUUUUUGUUUUUUUUGCACUGAUUGAUCCUGGUCUUUUCUUACUCUUCACCCCACCUCCUCCACAAAUAAACUGCAGAUGCAGGUUUAUACCAAAGGUAGACACAAAGUGCUGGACACAAACAAAGUCUUAAGAAAGGUCCAAACCCGAAACGUCACCCAUCCUUUUUCUUUAGGAAUGCUGCCUGACCCACUGAGUUACUCCAGCACGGGCAAGUUGGGCUGAAGGGUCUGUUUCCCGUGCUGUCCAGCUGAGAGUGUGAUGAAAUUUCUCGCGCUCGCCGGGACUGAACGACUCUUGAGCAAUGCCUCAGUCAGGAGGAGACCAAGGGAAGUUGCCAAAUUUCCCAACAUUGGUUUUGUUUUAAACUCUUCUGAAAGUUGCUUAAACUAGUCUUGUGUUUCGCAGCGGGGCGGAGGGAAAGGAGGCGCCUCGCCUAAAUCCCACUCCCCUCCUUUUAAAUCUUCGAGACUCGCGAAUCAUUGCUGCACAUUUGAGCUGUGACUGGACCCGGAAGCAGAGAGUGAAGCCGGCCCAGCGCUCGGGGGCAGAGGCAGGAGUUGCAGCGAUGUGUUGCCUGAAGCCUGUUCUUCACAUCCUGCCAAUCUUCCUGGUUAUUUGGUCCUGUGCCGGCUUCAUUAUAACCUUCAUCAUCGCCGUGGAGCGCAGGGACGUCGUCCCGUUCAUCCCCUUCAUCAGUGACACUGGGACAACUCCUCCAGAGAGCUGUGUUUUUGGAUUAUUGAUCAAUAUAUCGUCUUUUCUGGGUGCGUUCACCAUCUACAUUCGAUACAAGAUACUGCAAACCCUAAAUGAGGCAAACCCCUUAGUGAAGUCCCGUCUAAACUGUGUUGCGUUUCUGUGCGGUUUACUGGCCUGCCUUGGGAUGUGCAUUGUGGCCAACUUCCAGGAAACCGCCUUGAGGGUAGCCCAUGAUAUCGGGGCAUUGCUGGCUUUCGGCAUGGGAACCGUAUACCUCAUCUUGCAGGCUGUGAUUUCCUUCAAGAUGUUGCCACUGUGUAACGAUCGCUGGGCGUUUGGCUUCAGGGUUUUCAUUGCUGCAUUAUCUGUUUUAGUCUUCUUCCCCAUGAUCGCCUGCUAUUUUGUAAGCGGGGAAUCAAAAUUAAAAUGGGAUCCAAUGGAUAAGGGCUAUGGCAAUCACGUGACCAGUGCCCUUUGCGAGUGGAUUGUUGCAUUCUGCUUUAACUUCUUCUUCCUGACUUAUAUCAAAGAAUUUCAGAAAUUUACUCUACGCAUUAAAACAGAGCUACAUCCAGACUUCCAGAAUGACGUUUUGACCCCUAUUCUCUCCUGACAAGUGAAUCUGCAACUUCUCUCGGGAAACGCAACGUAUACCAUCAGAAUUCUUGCCCGUGUUUUAAGACGGUUUACUCUUUCAACGCCAUGUGAUUCCUGCUCGACACUCGACUCCUGAAACAGGCACACUACUACGAGCGAGGGCGACACGCCAUUUUCAGGAGGGUGCAGGAUAUAAUCUAAGGAUCUCCAGUAAACAUAAUUGGAAAGUCCAACAUCCUCACCAGCCUGUGGGAGUCGAGACCAUGACCACAGAAAGGACUGUUGAUGCAAACAGGAAGGGUGAUAUUCCUCAACAGACCUCGAUAUUCCUCAACAGAAGCAUGAGGAAACCAAGUUCAAAUCAAAGGAACCUACAAAGUACUCACACAACUGUCCUGCUGAUUCCCAUCUCGUUGAGUUUUAGUUUAGAGAUACAGCGUGGAAACAGUUUUUUUUUUUUUUACUUUAAUGCAAAUUUAUUUCACCAAACCAAAAUUCUCAAAAAUGCUGCGUGAUUAUUAACUCUUGUCUGUGCCUAGUGGCACCAAAGAAAUCAGUUUACUGUAAAGUUAACAAAAGGGGACCAAAUAUAGCAUAUAGCAACUAUACCAAAUAUGGGCUUGGACAGUUACAUUAAGUUGCUUCUUCCAAUCUGUUUGUGUUUUCUCAUAACACCGCCCACAGAAAUGGUUCACAGCUUCAGAACGGUUGCAAAAGCCACCAGGUUAGAGAGUCAGUCAUCUCUCUGUGGUAGGAAGGAACUGCAGAUGCUGGUCAACACCGAAAAUAGACACAAAAUGCUGAAGUAACUCAGCGGGACAGGCAGCUCAUCUGAAGAGAAGGAAUAGGUAAUGUUUCGGGUCGAGAUCCUUUUACCGACCUAAACCGAUUUCUUCUAUCCGUAGAUGUUGCCUCUCCCGCUGAGUUAUUCCAGCAUUUUAUGUUUAUCUGUGGUUACAACCAAUGCUCAUUUUGUGACGACUGGUGCCUCUAAAAUCUUAACAACUAGAUCCAAGUGUUAGUAUUUUUCAUCAUUGUACACUAUUUUUAUAUGUUUCAUUUUUUAAACAUGGAGUUCAUACCUUUAUCUAAGGGGUACAUUAAUAUAAAAAUAUUGUAGAUAAUAAUUCAUAUGCGUACCAGCUCUUUUUUGUCUACGGAAACAAAAACACUUGCAACAAAGCAGCAUAUAAUGGAAACCUAAAGAACAGCAGCUGCUGGUUUACAAAAGAAAGGCACAGAGUGCUGGAAUGACUUAGCGGGUCAGGCAGCAUUCCAAUGCAAUUAAUUUCUUUAAUCAGGCCAUCAGUGACUAAUUGAUAGAACUUCAUUUCAAAUGGUUAAGGGAACUUACACAUAUGUCUAUUUUAAUGUAUUAACAUUUCAUUACUAUUUGAUACAGAUUAUUUUAUUAAUAAAAGUAUACUUUAUUAAAUUGUGUUUACUAUUUUGUAUUUUCAAUCCUUCCUACCAUCCCGACCUGGGUGGACAGUAGACACAAGGAACUAGGUGAUGAUUUACCAAAAAAAACCACACAAAGUUCUGGAGUAACUCAACAGGUCAGGCAGCAUCUAUUGAAAGCAU